This is a messenger RNA of Theobroma umbraticum, 621 nucleotides long. RefSeq names its product NAC transcription factor 47-like. Gene Ontology annotation, biological process: system development; regulation of DNA-templated transcription. Gene Ontology annotation, molecular function: DNA binding. Lineage: Eukaryota; Viridiplantae; Streptophyta; Magnoliopsida; Malvales; Malvaceae. The record is from RefSeq and is a predicted model, not a curated record.
CUUGUUCUUCUCACACUCACUCAAUGACCACACAGCUUCAACUUGAUCACUCUUUCCAUCAAUCAGCCAUGCCAGAGCUUCUACUUUCUCCAACCCAUGACCACCUCCACUACCUCUAUUUCGAUCAUUCAACCUUCACAUGGGUUCCACCUGGUUAUCGCUUUGCUCCAACCGAUGACGAGCUCAUUCUCCAUUACCUCUCCAACAAGGUCAAAGGAGAGCCUUUACCUUCUGAAGCCGUCACCGAUUGCGAAAUCUACGGCCACCAAGACAAGGAGCCCUGGAAGAUUUUUAACAUGACCUCACCCAGAAAGUUCUACGUCUUCACCAAGCUCAAGAACAAGGGUAAGGGAAAAAGGAUUGAACGAACGGCUGGUCGUGGGACUUGGAAAGGGCAAAGAACCGAUCCAGUCAAGGAUUCUGACGGUAAUCAUAUAGGGUUCAAGAAGCUUUUUGUGUUUGAAGUUAAAGGGGACGGUGCCAACAAUGUCAAAGGGCAUUGGCUCAUGCACGAGUAUUCUCUUCUUACCCAAGUAAGUUUCCUACCUAUCUUAUCACCUCCAUUGCAUGCUUUUGUACGAGGAUGACUAUAUUUAUGCAAACCCCAACACUACUGUUAAC